This is a messenger RNA of Drosophila obscura, 602 nucleotides long. It is a transcript of the gene Edg84A, whose product is annotated as pupal cuticle protein Edg-84A. NCBI's taxonomy places the organism in Eukaryota, Metazoa, Arthropoda, Insecta, Diptera, Drosophilidae. The transcript is spliced from 2 exons. Gene Ontology annotation, cellular component: extracellular matrix. Bases 39 to 602 code for a protein of 187 amino acids. The record is from RefSeq and is a predicted model, not a curated record.
CAAACCUAAAUCAUCUUCCCGAAAUAUCUCUCCCAAUUAUGUUGAACAAAAUUGCAUUAUUUGUGGCCUUUGUUGCCGUGGCCCAGGCAGGUCUUCUGCCCGUGAAAUCAGUCGGCAGCGAGGACACCUUCGAUGCCCAUCCACAGUACGCCUUCAACUAUGAUGUCCAGGAUGGCGAAACCGGCGAUGUCAAGUCCCAGUCGGAGUCUCGUGAUGGCGAUGUGGUGCGUGGUCAGUACUCUGUCAACGAUGCGGAUGGCUAUCGUCGCAUUGUGGAGUACAGCGUCGAUGCCGAGAGUGGUUUCAAUGCUGUGGUCCGCCGUGAGCCACUCUCCGGUGCCGCUGCCGUGGUGGCAAGGCCCGCGGCUCCCAUCAAGUUGCAGCCACUGAAAAAGUUGCCCGUCCUGAAGCCCCACUCUCAGGCCUCGGCUGUGGUCCAUCGAUCCUUUGCCCCGGCCUCAACGGUUAUCCACCAUGCGCCCGUUACUCAUCACGUGGUGCACCAUGCAGCCCCAUCGCAGGCCAUUAUCUCGCAUCAUGUACCCGUGCUGAGAAACUCGUUGCAUGCAGCGCAUCCUCAGCACAUUUCUUAUGUUUUCUAG